This is a messenger RNA of Ostrinia nubilalis (European corn borer), 723 nucleotides long. Its product is annotated as dynein light chain roadblock-type 2-like. NCBI's taxonomy places the organism in Eukaryota, Metazoa, Arthropoda, Insecta, Lepidoptera, Crambidae. Gene Ontology annotation, cellular component: cytoplasmic dynein complex; cytoplasm. The transcript has 4 exons. The coding region runs from base 332 to 643 and encodes 103 amino acids. Gene Ontology annotation, molecular function: dynein intermediate chain binding. Gene Ontology annotation, biological process: microtubule-based movement. The record is from RefSeq and is a predicted model, not a curated record.
GCUAAAUGGAAAAUGGGACUGUUCCCAACUCUCGUUCAUUGGUGCACCUAUAGACACGAUGCGGUGGAUCAAACCAUCUUUUAACCGUUAUUGUUGGUUCUUGCGCGUAAAAUGCACGUAUAGAAGCUUAUGAAACUCAAAAAGAACUGGCACAUAGAAUAGAAACCAUGAGUCACUAUGGCUAGAAAAGAAAGAAUAGUUAAUUAUUGUGACAGCAAACGUCGUUUGUGAAUGGAGAGCAAUUUUUUGAAGAAUUAAUUUUUAAUCGCUGUAUAUCCAUUUAUCUAUCGAAUUUGAUUUUGAUUUCACAUAAAAUCUUAAUUACACAAUCAUGGAGAUCGCUCAAAAUUAUAUGGGGCCGAUUGCAACAAAUACUAUGAACAGAAUCAACGAGAACGGCAAUGUGGUGGGCACCAUCAUAGUCAACUGUGAAGGAUUCCCGGAGACUACGACCCUGGACAGCUUGACGGCUGCCACCUACUCCACCCAUAUGAGGAACCUCUCUCACCACGCCUCCAACGCCCUUAAAGAAAUCGAUGUCACAGACGAUUUAUUGGUGCUGAGGCUGGUGUCCAGGAAGACGGAGGCAGUGGUCGCACCAGAUCACGAGUUCCACCUGAUAGUGGUUAUGAGACGUGCAUAAAUAUUUAUAAUUUAUUGAGGUUAGUGACCAUUGAUUGGGGCCGUUUUAGGUCAUUUUGUUCUUUAGCAUUGAAAAUUUAA